This is a messenger RNA of Styela clava, 896 nucleotides long. Its product is annotated as very-long-chain (3R)-3-hydroxyacyl-CoA dehydratase 2-like. Gene Ontology annotation, molecular function: 3-hydroxyacyl-CoA dehydratase activity. NCBI's taxonomy places the organism in Eukaryota, Metazoa, Chordata, Ascidiacea, Stolidobranchia, Styelidae. Gene Ontology annotation, cellular component: endoplasmic reticulum membrane. The record is from RefSeq and is a predicted model, not a curated record. Gene Ontology annotation, biological process: very long-chain fatty acid biosynthetic process; sphingolipid biosynthetic process; fatty acid elongation.
CGCAUUGUUUCUAGCACAGUGAAUGUGUGUUCGCAAAUAACUAGACUAGAUUAUUUAAAAUGACGAAAGAUAAGCAUGAGAAAACCAACUCAGUUACGCAGGGAUGGCUUCUAACUUACAACAUAGCAAUGAUGGCAGGAUGGCUGGCAAUUGGUAUCGGGAUGUUUAUGCAUGUAUGGAAACACAGAACAAUAAAAGGUCUCUACAUACAAAUGCAAAGACAAUUGUUGUUUUUCCAAACAUGUGCAUUAUUUGAGAUUUUGCAUGCAGCAAUAGGAAUAGUACGAAGCAAUGUCAUCCUUACAACAGUUCAGGUGUUUUCAAGAGUUGGACUUUUGUGGAUGAUCGUUGAACCAGUUUAUCAGGUUCAAGAUUCAAUUAGUGUUGCAAUGUUCAUGGUGGCAUGGACAAUUACCGAAAUUAUUCGUUAUGGCUUUUACACAUUCCAUCUUCUCGGAUCAUCUCCAUUUCCUAUCGUGUGGCUCAGAUACACUCUCUUCAUUGUUCUUUACCCAUUGGGAGUAACGGGUGAACUCCUAACAAUUUACAAGUCUCUACCUUUCGUAGCAGAUGGAAAUAUAUACUCAGUAUCAAUGCCAAAUGCAGCAAACUUCUCAUUCAGUUAUUAUUAUGCACUCAUUGGAUUGUUUCCAAUAUAUUUUACAGGUUUCCACAAUUAUACUUCCACAUGUUUGGACAAAGGAAAAAAGCUUUGUCUGCAGACAAAAUGAAGAAAGAAAAUUAAUCUUGUGAUGGAACAGUUUUCAUUCAAAUUGUUUUAGUUCGCACCUAAUUUAUACCCUCGCAAUCUCUACAAAAACCUCCUUGUUUUUACAGCAUUUCAAAAACUUAUCCGACUGUGAUUCGAUCCAUUUCAUAUUAUUCAUUGAUUUUGU